GAGCCUCACCGGCACCGCUCAUGCAACUGAUCAAAUGAUCUUGUCUUUCGAUUCUCAAUCGGACGAAUUAGAAUGAUUACAUCUAGGCGAUGACGAGAAAGUGGACGAGCUCUUGAAUUUUCAUAUCCGCAUGAGCUAUGAGUUUCGUGGCCAUAGACAUAAGAUAGCUAACACGAUGAUCACAUUGUUGAGUUGGAAAGAUGUUGGCCGGUUACUCAACUGAAGAGUCGUUCGAAAGAAUACGCAUACUCACUCCCAAAACUGAGGGUGAUGGUAAUCCACCCACCAUCCCAGCGUGUGCCGAAUCGUCCUCUCCAGGAUAUGCACUUGGCGGUGCGUGGGGCAGUACUCUCAUCGUUUGGAUCCUUCCACACUACAAGCAACUGCCGGACGUAGUAGGCGACGCCAUGUACUCAGACAGUCCAACCACCUGGCCACGAGUGACUGCAAAUGGGAAGACAGAGAGAUUGUUGGAUGAUGGAGGAAAGUUUAAGAACAUGAACGUCGGGGUGUCGAAUGUUUCGCCUAGACGAAGAUGGUUGAAAGCGAUGGUGGCCAAAUGCUUAAGGCCCGUCGAAGCGGGCACCGACCACUCCGAGUUGGACUCUUCUCUUCGAGGUCUGAACAAAGGACGGUAA
This is a messenger RNA of Suillus fuscotomentosus, 638 nucleotides long. RefSeq lists its product as uncharacterized. The coding region runs from base 201 to 638 and encodes 145 amino acids. The record is from RefSeq and is a predicted model, not a curated record. Lineage: Eukaryota; Fungi; Basidiomycota; Agaricomycetes; Boletales; Suillaceae. The transcript is spliced from 3 exons.